Talaromyces amestolkiae is the source of this 690-nucleotide messenger RNA. RefSeq lists its product as uncharacterized. Lineage: Eukaryota; Fungi; Ascomycota; Eurotiomycetes; Eurotiales; Trichocomaceae. The transcript has a single exon. The record is from RefSeq and is a predicted model, not a curated record. The coding region runs from base 1 to 690 and encodes 229 amino acids.
AUGCUGCCCCUUACCUUCACCGAGCCCUCUGCCCUAGUGCUCAUAGACAACCAAGCCGCCUUCAAGCAUCCCACGCACUGGGGUCCAUCACGCUCCAAUCCAGCAUUUGAGCAGAAUCUUUCUACUUUGCUCGAAGCAUUCCGCACAGCGCGCCAGCGUUCUUCAUCGCCCAUUUACAUUAUCCACAUCUUCCACUCUUCAGUCUCUCCGGACUCUGAACUCCAUUCCAGCAACGCAGACGGUAUUAAACCAUUGGACUUUGCUGUUCCAGCUGCAGACGGAUCUGAGCCGGUGUUUUGGAAGAGUGUGAAUUCAUCUUUUAUCGGCACAGGGCUGGAAGCGUUCUUACGAGAGCAUGGAGUACGACAGGUGUUUUUCGCCGGCUUGACGACGGACCACUGCGUCUCCACUACAACACGCAUGGCCGCAAAUCUGCAUGUCGUCGAUAAAAUCUCCUACCAAGGACAAGAGACAGAUAAAGUGACGGCCAAUGCAGACGGCUCACUCCCGGAAGGUGUUCGUAUUGAGCACGGCCGAGUCGUGCUUGUGGCCGAUGCUACAGCUACGUUCGCCAAGGGAGGGUUCGAUGCAGAGACGAUUCAUGCUGUUUCCGUUGCGAGUUUGAGUGAAGAGUUUGCGGAUGUUUUUAGUACGAGGGAUGUUGUUGAGGCGUUGCGGAGUGUCUCGUAG